Molecule: messenger RNA, 1225 nt
Organism: Baudoinia panamericana UAMH 10762
Lineage: Eukaryota; Fungi; Ascomycota; Dothideomycetes; Mycosphaerellales; Teratosphaeriaceae
Exons: 3
Coding region: 183-923 (246 amino acids)
Source: RefSeq, a predicted model, not a curated record
GCAGGUACUAUCUCUUCAUGCACGGCUAUCUAAUCACAACAUGCUCCCCCGCCUCGCAUCCGGGGAAUAUGCUCUGGUGAAGUCCACGUCCAGCUUUCCUCCACUGCUUGCUAAAAGCACGCUCUUCACCCACCGAACACUGUAGUCAAGUUUGUACUUCCACACCCACAAGUACGGCAGAAAUGACAAACAUGCGGUUCUUAGCAGGCUGGGUUCCUCUGCUCUGCGCUGUCGCGACACUGGCAGCACCAAAUGCCCUUCCCGCUAAUCCCGAGCCUGCUCACAACGUAGAGCCUGGCGCACAACCAAUUGCAGAACCAGCCCCAGCAGCAACCGAGUUUCUAUACUACCAAGUCGAGUUGAAGCCGCGUGAUGGGAUCGGUGCACCCGUCACAGUCCUUGCGCGAGAGCCACAAGCAGCAGCACCUACCACAACCUAUUCACUAAGCUUCACAACCGGCCUCAACCUUACCAACGUCACAGAUUCGGCCGGUAUGGCCACCGGACCUGCCCAGAUUGCAACAGGCGCGUUCACUGCGCUCGACGGCGGUGUUUACGACGUGAUUAGCGAAAGCGGCUACUUCAAUAUUGACGGCAAGACUCUUUACCCAAACCAAGGUGCGCUCAUUGGCAACGAGCCCGUGACGUUCGCCAGCAAUGGUCUUAUGGCCAACGGCGUUACGGUCCAGCUCACCAACGUAACGACGUCUUCUGCGGCCGCUACGCAAGCGACCAUCAGCGGUUCAAUAAGUGGCACCAUCCUUUUCUCCACGUAUGUUACUACCAGCACUCGCAGCGAGAGUGCAGUGAGUACGAUCUCGUCCGUCAUAAGCAUUACGACCACGGCCGCGGCGCCAGCAAAGACCGCAGCAGGUCACAUGGUGGCGGCAGCUGGGUGCUUACUUGGACUGGUCGUGUUGUAAACGGGUAUACGAACGAAGUUCUAGUGAGGAGCUUCGUUGCAAUACCAUGAUUCUCUGUCGGACAACAGCUCAUUUUUACCGGCUGAGGAGGCUGAGAGACAUCGAGCAAAUGGCCACCGUUAGCCGUCGCUUGCACAAUUCUUUGACACCCGGACUGGUGUGGAGCCUUGGUGGCGUCUAAUAACUGAUUGAAGCGAAGUACGGAGUGCAGAAGACGAGCCGUGCUGGCCGGUGAAAGAUGGUGUCUGAUCUAUCAAUACAUUCACAGAAAGCUUGACAUGCCACAGAGGCAUUCACAACCC